Etheostoma spectabile (orangethroat darter) is the source of this 854-nucleotide messenger RNA. It is a transcript of the gene commd8, whose product is annotated as COMM domain containing 8. Bases 92 to 625 code for a protein of 177 amino acids. The record is from RefSeq and is a predicted model, not a curated record. NCBI's taxonomy places the organism in Eukaryota, Metazoa, Chordata, Actinopteri, Perciformes, Percidae. The transcript is spliced from 5 exons.
CGUAGACUAUUUUUCCAAAAGUCAUGUGAACGCAGCUUAGUCUACCACGUGACAGACAUCAGCUGAUCAGCAGGCGGAACCAAAUGAAAACAUGAUGGUGGUUGAACUGAACAGGCUGCCUGUCACAGACUGCCUAACACUUUGUCACAGGGUGGUUGAUGGACUGUGUGGGCGGGAGCCUCCUCGCCGGGGGGACUACAGCGCCACCUGGAGCCUGGAGGAGUGGCUGCAGCUGCUCGACUCCCUGACAGCCCUCUUCCGCCUGGCGGUGGGGAACAACAGCUCCGAUGAAGAGGUGCUGGCAGGGCUGGCGGGUGUGGGCAGCAGCCACGCUGAGGCGGUGCUGAGUGUGCUGAGAGCCAGACGGGAGGAGAUCCGCGACGCUCUGCUGGACAGAACCAACUCCAUCUCCUCUGCUACUCUGCAGGACUUUGACUGGCAACUUAAGUUAGCUCUGUCCAGCGAUAAGAUCUCGUCUCUCCACACUCCUCUGCUCAGCCUCAGUCUGGAUGUGAGGGAGAACAGAGCCCUCCGGUCUGUCACCAUGGAGAUGAACAGAGAGGAGCUAAACACACUCAUUAGUUCACUAGAGGCUGCUAAUAAGGUGGUGCUGCAGUUGAAAUGAUAGACCACAAAUCCCCCCCCCCCCCCCUUCCGACUACAGGAGAUCCAGUGGAUGUUAAAGAUACUCCCCACCAUGAUUUCAUGUGUUAGAGACACAAUGAUGCGAUAAUGAGUUCUGCCCUUUGUAAUUUACUUGUUUAUGAACAGUUGAACACCCUCACGUGAUGCUUUCACAGUGCACUGUGUUGUAUCAUGGACAUAUUGAAAUAAACUUCUCUUUGCCUUUUUGA